ACGAGAACUGCAUCUCUGGUCGAAUUGUGAAAAGGAAUUUCGAAGACCAUAUUAUUGAAACAGCGUCCACGUUACGUACAAUGGAUAAUUUCAUAAAAAUAGAAAAAAUCGGAGAAGGUACUUAUGGAGUAGUAUACAAAGGAAAACAUAAAAGAACUGGAGAAAUUGUAGCCAUGAAAAAGAUUCGCUUAGAAAAUGAUGACGAGGGAAUACCAUCAACCGCUAUUAGAGAAAUUUCAUUGCUUAAAGAAUUAACUCAUCCGAACAUAGUGAGCUUGAUCGAUGUAUUAAUGGAAGAGUCAAAACUAUAUCUUAUUUUUGAAUAUCUCACUAUGGAUCUAAAAAAAUACAUGGAUAGUUUGGAUAAUAAACUGAUGGACUCAACUGUAGUUAAAUCGUAUUUGUAUCAGAUCACACGUGCAAUUUUGUUCUGUCACAAGCGUAGAAUAUUGCAUCGUGAUUUAAAACCACAGAAUUUGCUAAUUGAUAAGACUGGAAUUAUUAAAGUAGCAGAUUUUGGACUUGGAAGAGCAUUCGGAAUCCCAGUGAGAAUAUAUACACACGAAGUUGUAACUCUGUGGUACAGGGCGCCUGAGAUUCUCCUCGGUGCUACUAGAUAUUCGUGUGCGAUUGAUAUGUGGAGUAUUGGAUGUAUUUUUGCUGAAAUGGCAACUAAUAAACCAUUGUUUCAGGGAGACAGCGAAAUUGAUCAACUUUUCAGGAUAUUCCGAAUACUAAGAACGCCUACGGAAGAAAUAUGGCCAGGUGUAACGCAACUGCCAGAUUACAAAACGACAUUCCCAAAUUGGAUGACGAAUAACUUGGACUUGCAAGUAAAGACGUUGGAGCCUGAUGGUUUGAAUCUAUUGGAAGCUAUGCUCACGUACGAUCCUGUAUAUAGAAUAUCCGCACGAGCAGCAUUGCAACAUCCCUAUUUUAAUGAUUUAGAUACAUGCAAAAUACCCGCCGUAUAA
Atta colombica is the source of this 974-nucleotide messenger RNA. It is a transcript of the gene Cdk1, whose product is annotated as cyclin-dependent kinase 1. The coding region runs from base 81 to 974 and encodes 297 amino acids. Gene Ontology annotation, molecular function: ATP binding; RNA polymerase II CTD heptapeptide repeat kinase activity; cyclin-dependent protein serine/threonine kinase activity. Lineage: Eukaryota; Metazoa; Arthropoda; Insecta; Hymenoptera; Formicidae. Gene Ontology annotation, biological process: G2/M transition of mitotic cell cycle; protein phosphorylation; mitotic G2 DNA damage checkpoint signaling. The record is from RefSeq and is a predicted model, not a curated record. Gene Ontology annotation, cellular component: nucleus. The transcript has 4 exons.